Messenger RNA from Drosophila elegans, 10053 nucleotides. RefSeq names its product polyglutamine-repeat protein pqn-41 (gene kmr). The transcript has 12 exons. The coding region runs from base 159 to 9614 and encodes 3151 amino acids. NCBI's taxonomy places the organism in Eukaryota, Metazoa, Arthropoda, Insecta, Diptera, Drosophilidae. The record is from RefSeq and is a predicted model, not a curated record.
UUGAGUUUUUGCAGCCAAUCGAAUAAUCAAAUCAAAACUCAUUACAAUAAAAGCGAAAAGGCGGGCGCGAGAAAGAAAUUAGUGCAAUUGAAUAAAGGCAAUAAGGCCAAUUAAGUUAUUAAACGAAUUAACGCAACACACGACAAAAAAGUGCAAAAAUGUUUGGCUGCAUUUAUCAGCUGUGGGACUGGUUGGAGGCGCCGCCGCUCUUCACCGCCGGCACCAUGGACGCCAAGAAGCUGCAGCAGCUGCAGGAGGCAGCGAUCCUGGCGCAGCAGCAGAAGAAGCUGCCGCUGGCCUACCAGACGAAUCUCGUGGACUACCGGACGGCGGCCUACAGUCAGGCCUUGUACCAGCAGUCGCCCACGGCCACCAGUUCGAGCGGUGGAGGACCCCUCUCGCCGAUCGAGCUGCAGCCGCAGUCAAAGCACCACAACCACAACCUGAUGAAGCACGGCGGAGGCGGCGGAACGUCCAGCAGUUCGCACAGUUCGCCCUACCAUCAGUCGUAUUCGAGCAGCGGCGGCACUGCGGCGGGGGAGCAGCUGUACCAGUCGCCCACGGAGCGAACCUAUCUGGCGGCGGCCGGCAGAUUGCAGGCCAGCAAUGCCAUCGCCGGACAUCAUCCCAUUUCGGCGCUGCAGUCGCAGUACCAGCAAUUGCAGGCGGCCAAAAUGCAGGCCCAGAUGGCCACCCAAAGCGAGGCUGCCCAGCAGCAGCAGCGCACAUUCGCCAUGCGACAGGCCAUGAACCCGCCCACAAAUCACUAUCACAUGAGUCAGUCGCCCAGCAUGGUGUCCAAUAUGACCACGAUGACCCAGCAGCAACAGCAACAGCAGCAGCAGCAGCAGCAACAGAGGGCUCCACCCUCUUCUUUAAAUUUGCAAAAUCAAUAUCAACCUGCUCAGGGCCCUCUGAAGUUGCAACAUCAACAUCAGCAACAGCAACAGCAGCUGCAGCAGCAGCAACCUUCCAUGCCCAAACACUACCAGGAGCAAUUGUACGCUCAGCAGCAACAGCUGCAGCAGCAGUUGCAACAGCAACAGUUGCAGCAGCAACAGCAACAACAACAGCAGCAGCAACAUCGUCACAAGAAUGACCUGCAAACACCGGGCAGUGAACACGGCACCGUUUACAUCCAGCAGAAUCAUCCCGGUCAUGUGGUGAACCAGGCAUGCCAGACCCAAAUAUCGGCCGUUAAACCCAAGGCCACGCCCAGUUCGGAGGAGUCGUCGUCGAACUCGGCCAAGAGUCCCACCCAUGCACCGCUGGACCGGAAGAAGAGCGCCGGCUCCAUUCAGGCCUUGAAGUCACCCAUCACGAAGAGACCACCCUCCACGCCGGUGACCUUGUCGGGUUGGCUGCACAAGCAGGGCUCCGACGGUCUGAAGGUGUGGCGCAAGCGCUGGUUCGUCCUGGCCGAGUACUGCCUGUACUACUACAAGGGGCCCGAGGAGGAGAAGCUGCUGGGCUCGGUGCUGCUGCCCUCAUAUCGCGUAUCCGCCUGUUUGCCCGAGGACAAGAUCUAUCGCAAAUUUGCCUUCAAGUGUGAGCAUCAGAAUAUGCGAACCUAUUGGCUGGCGGCGGACAAUGCCGAGUCCAUGAUGCAGUGGGUGAGAGCUUUGGCGGCGGCCAGCCUGAUGCAGGCGCCCAGCAGCGGGGAAUCGGAGCCCAGUGUGAAUUCCUCGCUGAAUCACAGUGGCGAGAACUCCGACUCGGGCAUUCACACACUGCAAUCGCAUCCCGGCAAGGGGCAGCCCACACCCUCGUCGGAAAAUGCGGGCAGCAGCGGGGGCGGCAGUGGACAGCCCCUCUAUGCAAAUGCACCGCCCAAGCCGAGGCGCAUCAACGAUGGCGGCUACUCAUCGCCAUCGCCCGAGCACAACGAACAGCAGCAGCAUCAGCAGCAUCAGCAGAAGCAGCAACAUCCUAGUCGCCGCCUCAUGUCGCCCACGCAGCAACUCUACCAGCAGCAGCAGCAGCAACACCAACGAUCUCAGCAGCAACAGCAACAGCAGCAGCAUCAGCAGCAGCAGCAACCGCAGCAACAUCAUGCCAUCUACGACACGCGAACGGGCCACGUGUCCACCGCCUUGCAGCUGCAACAGGCUCAGCAGCAGUACUCACUGGACCACCUGGAGGCGCAGUUCCAGCAGCAACAGCUGGACAUGGAGGAGCAGAUCGCCAGGCUGCAGCAGCAGCGGGCCGCCGAGGAGAUCUACGGUGAGCGGGAGAUGUACAUGGCCAAGCUGAUGCAGCAGCGACAGGGUCCGAAUGGGGCAUACCCCACCCAGCAGCAGCUGUUGCAGGCGGAGCGGCGCACUCCGGAUGCCUAUGGGCGGUCCAAGCAGCAGCGACUCUUUGCCGCCGCAGCCGCCGCAGCGGACUACGAGGACAUCUACAACAUGUCGCAGCUGGCCGGCGGUGCCGGAGGAGUCAUGUCCGCCCAGGAGGCGCUCCUCCAGGAGGCGGCCAGCUACCGGCGACCCCUCAGCCCGCCCAGCUACGAUGCCAGUAAGCACGUACCGGCGAUGCCCCAACGGUACACACCCAAUCAUUUGGAGGCCAGUGCCGCUGAUCAACUAAUCAAUACCAUGGACUUGCGUGCCCGCACGGCGGCGGCCAUAGUGCGUCCCCACUCCGCGGACUUCCUGGAGUAUGAGGCUCGUGCCGAGGCAGCUGCAGCCGCUGCCGCCGCGGCGGUGGCCCAAAGUCAGCAGGAGAGUGGGCGUGCCCCGCGGCCCAAGUCCAGUUUGGACAUCAAUCGUACUCCGGACAGCUUCUACUACUCGGAGGCCAGCUAUGCGGAGAAGAUGCGGAAGAGUGCACUGUAUUUGCAGAGCGGCGGCGGCGGAGGAGGUGGAGCUGGAGCUGCUCAGCCGCAGCAGGCGGGCAACUACCGCACUGCAGCGGGAGAUUUCGGCUCAGGGGUGAACACCAUUGGCUACGAGAAUCCCUACGAGAGGGCCUACAAGCGGCAGGAGCUGCUGGCCGAGGCACAGGCCCAGGGCGGAGCGGCCAGCAGUAUGCCGCGCAUGAGCCGGUCCGCCAGCCAAGGUCGUUCGGUGGCCUCGCAGCUGCAGUCGCCUCAGCAGGAGGACCUGCCGCCGCUCAACGUGCAUCCGGGCUCCAUUUUCCCGCCCUCGAUGUCCACGCAGGAGAUCAUCAGCAAGAACGAGCAGUUCCUGCGCUCCGCCAGUGCCCGGCUGCCCAAGAGAGCGGGCGGCAUGGACGAUGACUACUCGGCCGCGAAUUCCACCACCACUUCGCCGACGUCCGGCGCAGGAGGCGGUGCCUCCAACUCGCCGCAACACCAUCAGGAUGGCGAGCGGAAGCGGGAGGAGUCCAUGAAGCGGCUGCUCGAGUGGAAGCAGCGCAUGCUGCAGUCACCUCUGACCCGCAAGGGCAUACAGCAGGGCGGCAGCAACAUGUCCGCCAUGUCCAAGCUGGGCAGCAAUCCGAACAUCCUGCUAUCGUCCACGGCGGUGGCCAGUGGAGCACGCUAUGCCCCCCAUGCGGGCAAAACGGGACUGGUGGGCAAUGGCAAUGGAAAUGGAAAUGGCAGUGGCGCGGCGGCUGGGAGUGCAGCAUCGACAUCGGGAAUCCAACGAUCCCGAUCCGACAGCCAGGCCAACGUGGGACCCGGCGGAGUGGUGUACAACAGCUACUCCUCGGACGACGAGGCUGGGACUGUGGAUGAUAACUUGUAUAGUGCGACGGCAGGAAGGUCAUCGUCGAAAACAACAACGACAUCACAGGCAAUAGUAGCAACAACAACAGCGUUAGCAAUAGCAAACAAUAGCAGUGACAGAAACGUAGAGAGUCCGAGACCAACGGCAUCAUCGUCAUCAUCAUCAUCAUUAUCACCCAAAGUCAGCAAUGCGAAAUUCCAACUGAAGCCCAUUUUGAAAGUGCACGAGGCCAACAAAACCCGCAUUAUUCAGGUGCAGCCCAAACAGCCCGAGGAGCGGCUCAAACUUAGAUUGAAAUUGCCCAAGGCGCAGGAUGAGCAGGACGAGCAGGACGAUGAGGAGCAGGAGGAGGCAUCCGUACCCAUUUUGCCAAAGAAAACAGCACCCAAGUCGCCGCAGAAUGCCAAUUAUGUGCCUGUGUACAGCAAUAAGCUGGUCAGCAACUACGAGAACAUGGAGUUUGGCAAGCCAAUGGCCGAAAGCAAAGCCCCCGCGAGCAAUGCAGCGAUUACCGAUCCCGAGGAGACGCCCAUGCUGAUGCAGCUCAAGUUGUUCAAGGAGCAGCAGGAGCAGCAGAAUCAGCAGCAGCAGCGAGAAACCGAGGAGGACCUCACACCCACAGCGGAAAGUAAACCCAUUCCAGGGGAGGAGGUGGAAACGAAGGAAUCACAUGAGGAGGAACCAGAACAAGAGCUCGAAAACGAGGAAGAGGAAGAUGAAGAAGAGAGCACGGCCUGCGAGGAGUACACUGAUGAUGAUAUAGACGAAGCCCUGGCUCAGGACGAUGAGGAUGAAGCCGUCGUCGUGGCAUCAGAAAAGGAAUUGGCUGAGGACAGGGAACUGCAGCAGAUAUAUGUCAACGAGCCCAUCACACCCACCGACCAGCAGUUCGACGAGAGUCACUACCUGCCCAUGACGCCCAAGAAAGUGGAACUGGGUCAGCCGGGGGUGCUCACCCUGGUUGCCACGCACGAAACCUACGCCGCGGAAGAGGAGGAGAACCACUAUGUGGAGAUGACCAAGGGGAUCCAGGACGAGGACUGCAGGAGCAACUACGAGACCAUGUGCCUGGUCAGCACUAGUGCGAGUGCCCUUAAGGUCACGACCAAAACAGAGCCUGUCUACAUGGAGUUGGCCGGGGUUAAGGGUGCAGCCAACGAGGAAGCCCACUGCUCCUCGGGUCGUUCUACCCUGAAAAAGGGCAAGAAAUCGGGGACUGAGACCCUCAAGAAGAAAACCAAAAAGCGGCAGGGCAAGGACAUGCCGGAUAUCCUUAAGCCAGCCAAGAGUACCCUGGCCAGCGAUAGUUCGGAUGCGGAUGACGAGAGCAGCCGGCAGCAGCUGGAGGCCAAGAAACUGCGCUCCAGGUCACGAUUUAGUCUGUCGGAUACCUUUAGGCCAGCUUCGUACUAUUUGGGUGCUUCAACACCCCUGAACAACUACGCAGAGAGUUCGGACAGUGAGAUACUGCCGCCACCUCCGAUACCGGACUCACCACCGCCCAUGGAGGAGCUCAAAACGGAGGAGAUCUUCUCUUCCGAGCACUACGAUACGGUGAAGCGAAAGGACAGCAAUAGCAAAGUGAAUCUCUCCUACGAGCAACUGCCCAAGAUGCAUGCCAGCAAUACGUCAUUGAAUUUGCCCAAAGCAGUUCCUAGUCCCACGCUAAAAAGUAGUCGUCUCUCCCUGCCCGACCACUUUACCAAGGUGCGAGUGACACCUCAGAGGCUGCUGUUGCCGGGAGCCACGCCGCCGCAGCAGCAGCACGCCCGCACUCUCUCCGACUCCAACUACAGUGUUCAGUUGACGGACAACAGUAGUUCGCGAACCUCCUCGGACUUGGAUCUGUAUCGCCGGAGGGGCCAGCAGCAGCAUCAGCAGCAGCAACGAUGCACCAGCAACAAUUCGCUGCCCCUCAGUAGCGAAAAUGAGUCGGUGGAGUUCCGGCAGAGAUCCGACUCUGAACUGGAUCGCCAGCGAUCGAGGCGACCGCUUUCCCAGGAGUCUAUCAGCGAGAUCGAGUCGCUGAGCGAGCAGUUCGAGGAGACCCUGAGUAGCCACGAACUGGACACCUACCUGAGUCACCUGCACCUGUCCACGGGUCAGUCCACGCCCACCAGCCACCUGCUGAACGAUGCCAAUGCAGCCGCAGGUGCCGACAUCCUAACCAAUCUCAUCAAGCCACCGAAAACAUUCCGCAAUACGGAGGACGAGGAACAGCACUUCUACGGCAACAUACACUUCCUCUCCUCCACCGACUCCAUUCAGCAGCUGGGUGAUGGUGGGGCAGCGGCUCUGCGCAUCAUACACAGUCGGAAUAACAGCAAUAUAUCCACCCAGUCGGCUCCCUACUACUACUCAGAGCUGCCAGCUCCGCCGCCCUUGAACAACCAGCGUGACAUUCACGCCCACGGCCUGAACAUUGCCCACAUUCACAACCCCAUCGAUCGGAAUCAGUUCAACGUGGAUGCCCUGGUGGACAAGGACCAGGCCAUCGACAGCAAGAACAUCUACUGCGGCCAGAAGGACAACCACGAGAAGCUGAGCAACAAGAACCUCAAGCUGAACAACCACAUUCCGCUGGUAGAUUCAACGGAGCAGCCGGAAAGUAGCGGUAGUGGUGCACUUAACCCCGUCGUCCAUUCAUAUCCAUUCACAACUACUAAAAACACAAACCUCGCUCGUAAGACGAUUGGUGGUAGCGUCCCGUCGGAUGAUGGAACCCCUAACGAUGGUGCUGGUGAAGAUGAAGAUGAUGGUGCGGCGGAGGAGGAGGAGGCAGUCGUCGGCAAGACCCCGUCGAAUAAUGUCCAUCCCAACCUCUCAGUUCUAGGUGGCGAGUUGCUCUGGGAGGAGGAUGCCCUGUGGCGUGAGAGUUUGCGCCGGGUCUCCCAGCGGCAUGCGAGAUCCCUGGACGAUCUGGACAGGAUUGCGUCCGUACCGCCCGUUUCGAGUACGCCCAAGGCGAAGUUGAGUCGCGAGGUGACCUACGUGAAUGACAGCCUAAAGCCCCGCCAGCCGCCGGUGAGCAACGAGCACGAUGUCUAUGUCCAGUUGCUGGAUAACUCCGUCCUCAGCCACGAGCAAGCGGAUUCCGAUGUGUACGAGGUGCUGCGCGAGGAGACCGCCUCGAAUUUGUCGCACAAAUCCAAUGAGCUGGAUCGCGAGACCAUCCGUCAGUGGGAUGCCAUGUCCAGUGGCCUAAUGAAGAGCCACCACAGCAGCAGCAUGGAUGGAGGUGGAACGGGAACUGGAGCUGGAGCUCCUCACCUGCCACUCACCAGCAGUGUGCGCGCAAUCGUACAGCAGCUGAACAAUAGCGCCACCACCAUAGACGAUGCCAAUGGCAAUCCCAUGGCAACAGCCUCGAUUUCGGUGCGCAAUGUGAACAAUCUACCGAUGGGAAAUCUGACGGUGAAGCCGGAUCCUUCGGAUGUCCAGCAGGAGUCCGCCUUUGCCCCGUACUACGGCGGAGCUGCGGAGACGAAGUACGCCAAGAACACCGUGCUCACGGAUCGCGGACUUUACGCCGGAAACGGCCUGGCCACAUCCACGCCCCAAAAUCAUCAGCAAUUCCGGAUGCGCCGCACCGGAAGUAGGGCGGAAAUCGAUAUGCUGGAGCGCGAGACGAGCAGCCAGAUCAGGAAUCGCCUUCGAAGUGCCGAGGGUUUGACUAGAGCCGAAAGCAUCCAGCGAUUGGACUACUUGAAGCAACACCUUUUGGAUUUGGAACGGCAUUACGAGAAGAGCAAGCCGCUGGUCAAUUUGGUGGACAACAUGGUCAAGCUGGGAUCGCUGUAUCGGAACGAUGCCAAUGGCAGAGUCCAACCAGCCACUCUGGAUCGCCUGGAGUUCAAUCAGCGGAUGCAGGAGCGUCAAAUGCUGCAGGAGGAGCAGCAGCAGUGGGAGCGCCUCAGUCCCAAUCAGGCUGAGUUACAGGCCAAGGUGCGUGAACUCUACCAACUGGAUCAGCUUCUGCAGGAGGAGUCGGGCAUUCUGCAGAGUCUGCAGCGCGACAAGGAGGACCUCGAGCGUGCCUUGGGCGGAUUAAGAGCUCGCAUCCACGACAGCAAUGCCACGCCCAUGGCCCUGGAGGCGGCCAAAAAGCAGCAGCACAUCCUGGAACGCGAACUUUCGCGAGUCCAUCAGCUGCUGGCCGACAACUCAAAGAAACUGGAGCAGACAGUGGCCGGUAAUGCGCGGCUGGAGCAGGAGCUCCUCCUCCUCCGCCAGAAGGUGCAGGCCACCCGCGGAGCGACCACCAACGGAAUGGGCAACGAUGGCUCCCACAUCAAUGGCGACCAGACUGCCGCCGUUUUGGCCUCGGAAUUGGAGCGUGUGCAAUCUCUGGUGGGCGAUAUGCAAAGACAACGUCACGAACUCAGCUCGGCCGUGCGCCAGCUGACGGAGAACUCGACCAGGUUGUACCAGGAGAUUGGCAACAAGGAGAUGAACGGCGGUGGGUCCACCAAUGGCAGUCUGAAGAAGCGCAGCAACUCCACCAGCUGGACGGAAACCGACCUGGAUGCCAAUAUGCUGCGAUGUGGAAGUCGUCAGCAGUUGAACGACUCAACCUUGAACCUAUCCACGCCCCUCUAUGUGGACACGAAUAGCUCCACCAAGUUGAGCGACUACAAUCGGUACAAUGGCGGCGGCAGCAGCGAUGCCCUGGAGAUGAGUGGGGUGGAUAGCGAUGGCUUCCUGGACAGCAACCCCUUUGCCCUUGGCCUGGAAAAGCCGGAAAUUAAGACGGUGAGGAUUGUGAAACGGGAAUCGGAACGCAGGAAUCGCGACCGCAGUGAAAGGGGUCUGAGCAGCUCUAUCCAGAAUCUGGAUCAGGUCUUGGAGGAGGAGCAGUAUGCCCAGCAGCAGAGGGAGCAGCAGCAAAUGUACGCCCAGAGCUUGGAGGAGCAGAUGAGUAAUGGCCACCACAGUCGCUCCAAGUCGCUGCCCCGAAACUACAGUGAGCCCCCGAAGCAGCGGCACAGUCGCCAUCAGAAUGGCAAGCAGAAUGGUCACCACUUCAACGGUGGCUACGAUUACGAUCGGAACAGCAACUACGAGCACCAGCCACCGCCACCUCCGGCUCCACAGAGCAAUGGACAUGGAUACCACCAUCACUCGCAUAGGGAGCAGCGGGAGCACCUUAAUCCACUGGCCAAUGCCUACUUCGCCAAGCAGCUCCAGCAGCAGGUUAAUCCCUCGCGGGACAGUGCCCGCGUGGCCCUGCGCACCAAAACGGACUCGCUGCAGAGCCUCAACAAGAGCCUCACGGACAUCAGUCCGGAGCCAGUGUUCCAGAGUGUGGCCGCCCGCCAGAUCAUCAACGAAAUGUCCGCCGGCUCGGCAUCAGAGGACACCGAGAAGGUGGUGGAGAAGGUGCCACCGCACCACAAACAUCGCAGGGCGGUGCCCAGGGAGAAGAGGCGCCACUACACUGCGCCGAACAAUGUCAACCAGAAGGCCAUGGAGAAGGUGCAGGCCGAAAACGAUAUGAAUCGAAAUAACACAAACUGGCGAGCUCGCGACGAUCUGGAUAUGGAGGUGGCCCUGAGACCUCGAAUGAAUGCCCCCGAUGUGAUUCGUUCUGCUUUAGGACAGGGUGAAAAGAUUUCGGAGAAUACCAUUGACAACUUGCUGUUGGCACCGAACAAAAUAGUAAUACCCGAGCGUUACAUACCAGAAACAACGCCUGAACUGUCGCCCGAAGAGAAGAAGCGUCGUCAGGAGAAGGUCGAGUCCAUUAAGAAAAUGCUGUCAGAGGCGCCGAUAAGCAGCAAUGAGAACGAGAGCCUGCCGCCGAGCAAAAUCACCGCCGAAAAGAAGCAGCGCGAACACCUGCUGCAACUCAACCAAAUUUUGGCUCAGCAAGUGAUGCAGGUCAGCAAGAUCGUGGCCGGAAAUCCCACUAGUCACAACUAAUCCGCAAGUAGCCUGUCGAGUUGUUUCUGUUCACCUUUUGUGUUUACCUUUGCAUUGCAUUUACCUUUUGUUCACGUUGUGUUUUGCAAAUCGAUAACUGAGAGGGUUCGCAUCACGAUUCGCGAUAAAUGAGAUUUGUUGUUCGGAACAUACCAAACAUAUAUGCAUACCUAGUACGUUACACCUAAGUAUACAGUAACUACAGAAAUGACAGCAAACAAGAACACACCCGAAGUUGAGAUUUAAAGCAUGCUAAACUCACAAAAAAACUCACUCCAAACAAAACGCAAAAAUUCACAAACAAAAACACUUAAAUAAACAAACAAAAAUAGAAAACGACAACAAGAAUAAACUGCAACGCAAUAGCAACAAGAACAAGAACAACAACAACAACAAGCACAAGAACAACAACAACAGAUAUACGAUUGCGUAAGUCCAG